Messenger RNA from Neopsephotus bourkii (Bourke's parrot), 1453 nucleotides. RefSeq names its product POU domain, class 5, transcription factor 3. The transcript has 5 exons. The record is from RefSeq and is a predicted model, not a curated record. Gene Ontology annotation, biological process: regulation of transcription by RNA polymerase II. NCBI's taxonomy places the organism in Eukaryota, Metazoa, Chordata, Aves, Psittaciformes, Psittacidae. Gene Ontology annotation, molecular function: DNA-binding transcription factor activity, RNA polymerase II-specific; RNA polymerase II cis-regulatory region sequence-specific DNA binding. Bases 1 to 1146 code for a protein of 381 amino acids.
AUGUUCAGCCCGGACGGGGGGCUGCCGGCCGCCCCCUUCGGCCUCCUGCCCGAAGCCGGCCCGCCCUUUCCCCGCGGCGGCUUCGACGGGGCGGCCGCGCAGCCGCUCUUCUUCCCCUUCGCCACCGAGCCCGAAGCCACCCGCGAUCCGCCGCCAGCCCGCGCCUGGCUGCCCCCCCCCGCGGGGCCGCCCGCCAAGGCGGAGGCGCGCCCGGUCCGGCCCUGCAGCCAGCCCUCGCCCGAGCCCCGCACCGCGGCCUGCUGCGGGUCCACCUGGACCUCCCCGCCCUGGGCCGGGCCCGCGCCCCCUGGGGCCGCCGCCGCCCUGCCCGGUCCGCCCUUCCCGGGCCCCGCUGCCUUCCCCGGCCCGCAGCUCUGCCCCGCCGCCCUGCAGCCGGGCUCUGGGGGCUUGUCCGGGCUGGGCAGCAGCGGCAGCUCCAGCGGUGCCGCCAGCGAGGGCGGACACUCCAGCGACAGCGGCGACGAGGAUGCACCAACAUCGGAGGAGCUGGAGCAGUUCGCCAAGGACCUCAAGCACAAGCGCAUCAUGCUGGGUUUCACCCAGGCUGAUGUGGGGCUGGCUCUGGGCACCCUCUACGGGAAGAUGUUCAGCCAGACCACCAUCUGCCGCUUCGAAGCGCUCCAGCUCAGCUUCAAGAACAUGUGCAAGCUGAAGCCACUGCUGCAGCGUUGGCUCAACGAGGCAGAGAACACGGACAACAUGCAAGAGAUGUGCAAUGCAGAGCAAGUGUUGGCCCAAGCCCGGAAGAGAAAGCGCAGGACCAGCAUUGAGAACAACGUGAAGGGGACGCUGGAGAGCUUCUUCCGCAAGUGUGUGAAGCCCAGUCCCCAGGAGAUCUCCCAGAUUGCUGAGGACCUCAACCUAGACAAAGAUGUGGUCCGGGUCUGGUUCUGCAACCGGCGUCAGAAGGGCAAACGGCUGCUCCUGCCCUUCGGCAACGAGGCGGAGGGGGUGAUGUAUGACAUGAACCAGCCCCUUGUGCCCCCCGCCCUGCCCAUCCCGGUGACGUCCCAGGGCUACAGCCUGGCACCCUCCCCUCCUGUCUACAUGCCACCCUUCCACAAAUCUGAGAUGUUCCCCCCCCCGCUGCAGCCCGGGCUCUCCAUGAGCAACAGCAGCCACUGAGCCAGGGCUGCGCAGGCUCUGUGGGGCAGCUUUCCCCCGAGCAGGCUCAGGCACGGCCCCGCUCCCGCUCCGGGGCACUUGCUGGGGAGCGCAGGGCAGGGGAAGGGCUGGAAGCCUGGCACAGGGAUGCCACCCGCUCCCUGCGAUUGCUCCCAGCCCUUCCCAGUUAGGUGAAUUUACUGGUUCCAGCAGCAUCUGACCUCUCCUGGAGGGCAGCUGCCCCACUGCACCCUGCUGAAGCCAUGUGUGCCCGGGAUGCUGAGUGGAGCCAUUUGUGCCCAGCUGAGCAGCUCCUGUGAGACCCAGA